Molecule: messenger RNA, 1508 nt
Organism: Mollisia scopiformis
Lineage: Eukaryota; Fungi; Ascomycota; Leotiomycetes; Helotiales; Mollisiaceae
Product: zinc-dependent alcohol dehydrogenase
Exons: 4
Coding region: 122-1405 (427 amino acids)
Biological process (GO): D-sorbitol catabolic process
Molecular function (GO): zinc ion binding; L-iditol 2-dehydrogenase (NAD+) activity
Source: RefSeq, a predicted model, not a curated record
UGAAUCUUUGUUAAAUAUCUCUGCGUACCCCCACGAUCAUGGCCGUACCCCCAUCCAAAAAUCACUUGUUGCUUUCUUUUGCUUGUUGCCUCUAUACUUUUUGUGACUAAAGCGCUCUAUAAUGGCUCCAUCUGCCAUGGACGAAAGUCCGUUGACAUCAUUCAACAGUUCUCCUUCGAAGACAAAUGUGCUCGCCUCCGUCUUACACUCGGCUCUGGACCUGAAGCUGGAAUACAGAAGUAUCUCAGAACCCGAACUUGGGGAACUCCAGAUCCAGAUCAAAGCCACCGGCAUUUGUGGAUCAGAUGUCAGCUACUACAAGAAGUUUGCCAAUGGCGACCUCUGUGCCUGUGCUCCAUUGUCCCUGGGACAUGAAUCUUCCGGUGUCGUAGUGGGCAUUGGCCCUCAAGUCAACGGCUUUGCCAUUGGCGACAGAGUUGCGCUCGAAGUCGGCAUUCCGUGCGGCCAAUGCUCAAUCUGCAGAAAAGGCAGGUACAAUCUUUGCAAAAAGAUGAAAUUCAGAAGCAGUGCAAAAAGCGUCCCUCACUUCCAGGGAACUCUGCAGGAAAGAAUAAACCACCCCGCAAUCUGGUGCCACAAGAUCCCCGACCAUGUCUCAUUUGACGCAGCUGCCCUACUCGAGCCUCUCUCUGUAGCCAUACACUCUGUAAACCGAGCAGCGCCCGCCCCAGGAUCAACUGCGCUUGUCAUUGGGGCUGGUACCGUCGGAUUGCUGGUUGCAGCCAUGGCGCGGCAAUCUGGUUGUACUUUUGUUACAAUAAUGGAUGUGGACGAGGGGCGCGUGAAUUAUGCGAUCUCAAAAGGCUUCGCAACACAUGGUUACGUGGUCCCCAUGCCUCUCCACUCCUCUGCUUCCUCGUCUUCGCUCAACACCUCGGGUACUUCCACACCAGCCAGCUUUGACGGCAUCAUGACCCCAUUGAGCAGCUACAGCAGCAUCAGUGAUCGUCUUGAUGGCGCGAAAUCAGUUGCAGCCGAUGUGCUUGCAGUGGCGAGACCAGACAUGGGUGCCUUGGAAGAAGACGAAUAUGAGGGCGUGGAUGUAACCUUUGAAUGUACUGGCAAAGAAGCAUGUAUGCAAACGUCUCUGUACGCAACAAAACCAGGCGGAAAAGUAAUUAUGGUCGGAAUGGGUACCCCGAUUCAAACAACACCCUUAUCAGCUGCGCACUUACGCGAAGUUGAUAUCCUCGGUGUGUUCCGAUACUGCAAUACCUAUAAAACAGGUAUCAGGUUAUUGGCUGGAAAGCAAUUGCCCAGUCUGGAUGACAUGAUCACUCAUAAGUUCAAAGGACUUGCAGAAGCAAAAAACGCAUUUGAAUUGGCAGGAAGAACGAUUGAUGAUAUGGGAAAGCUGGUUUUAAAAGUGGUCAUUGAGGCUUAGACUUGUGACACCUAAUGGAAAUCCGCUUGCUGGUAGGGUGGGUUUCUCUUCCAUUUUGGGCGGGCGGCUUUUGGGGUUUCGGGUAGAAUUUCAAUUGGGAAGA